Molecule: messenger RNA, 2470 nt
Organism: Lecanosticta acicola
Lineage: Eukaryota; Fungi; Ascomycota; Dothideomycetes; Mycosphaerellales; Mycosphaerellaceae
Source: the annotation of a GenBank genome assembly
AUGGAUUUUCUCAAGUCUGCGGUCGCUUCCAUCGCCAAAGGCCCGGCGUUCGGCUACUCCUUUGGUGAUCGUGUCGACAUUGACCAGUCCAUUUGGACACUGCACAACGGCACGAAAAGGGUACGGUCGCGUAAAGGGCUUGCACGUGCUUGUGGAUGCUGAUAAGAUGUAGGAAGAUGGUUCGAAAUGCAGCAUAUUCUCCUUCGACGUCAACGCGAACCGCUCCCGCCUACCCCUUGCCCGAAAUGCGCUGAGGAAGUUCAAGACAUUACGACAUCCGGGAGUAGUAAAGGUGUUGGAUACAAUCGAGGUGGGUAUGAGAGCUGUGAGAGUACGGUACAUUUGCUUACCGGACAACAAGCUAGACAGACCAACUUAUCUACAUUGCGACUGAACGCAUCACCCCGCUGAACUGGUCCACGAGACGGAAGGCACUAUCAGAAGAGAGCCUGAAAUGGGGCCUACACAGCGUUGCGAGGACGCUCAAGUUCAUCAAUGAUGAAGCUGCAUCAGUACAUGGGAACAUUCGCGCAUCUUCCAUCUUCACCAGUGAAAGUGGGGAAUGGAAGGUCGGGGGACUGGAUAUUCUGAGUUCGAUGAAAGAAGACGAUGCCAUCAUCUUCACACAGGGCAGUUUGGUGCCAGACAUUGGAAGAUACUCUCCUCCUGAGGUUGCAAAGAACGGCUGGGACAGUGUACGGCGGAAUCCUACACAUGCUGUGGACGCUUAUAACUUCGGCAUUCUGGUGACCGAAGUGUUCAAUGGAGCAUUCUCCGGAUCCGACCAGAUUGGCUCCACCAAAAACAUACCUCUGGACAUGCAGAACAGUUAUAAGCGACUUACUCACGCAGCACCGAAGAUGCGACUCAGCGUUGCUCACUUCCUGGAGCAGGGCUCUCGCAAUGGUGGCUUUUUCGACACUCCGCUCAUACAAUUGACAAAUGGCAUUGACAACUUCGGUCUCAAGAGUGAUGCGGAGAAAGACGAGUUCCUAGAGUGAGUCGAUCCUCUAUCUACUGCUUCGUGGUUCAUGCUGACAGCGCGCGAAGUGAACUGGGUGUAGUGGCAGAAUCCAAUGACUUUCCAGAGGAAUUCUUCAAGGUCAAAAUUCUGCCAGAGCUACUCAAGUCUGUCGAAUUCGGCGGCGGAGGCCCAAAAUCCUUCUCUUUGGUUAUGCGAAUAGCUACAACCCUUUCUGAAGACGAAUAUGACACGCAAAUCACUCCCGUCGUGGUCCGACUCUUCACAAGUCCAGAUCGGGCCUUGCGAGUAUGCCUGCUGGACAACUUGCCAUUGAUGAUUGACCACCUCAGCCAGAAGAUUGUGACGGACAAGAUCUUCCCGCAGAUGGUGACAGGAUUUGGAGACUUGGCUCCGGUGGUCAGAGAACAGACCGUUAAAGCUGUCCUAGUCGUCGUGCCUAAGCUCUCAGAUCGGGUUGUGAAUGGCGAACUGUUGCGACACCUUGCCAAGACGGCAAAUGAUGAGCAACCUGGCAUACGCACGAACACUACCAUUUGCCUCGGCAAGAUCGCGAAGAAUCUAGGAGUCAGCUCUCGGGCAAAGGUACUGAGCGCUGCAUUUUCCCGCGCCCUACGAGACCCGUUCGUGCACGCCAGAAAUGCCGCGCUGAUGGCUCUCGCUGCUACGGCGGACGUCUUCAGCGAGGAGGACUGCGCGACCAAGAUGCUGCCUGCGAUCUGUCCUUCGCUUGUAGACAAGGAGAAGAUGAUUCGUGACCAGGCCAACAAAACGCUAAACAUAUAUCUUGACCGCGUCCGCAAGUAUGCUCAGACAUUAUCCGACACAGUACUGCCAACGCCAGGAACAGCGUCCGCAGGAGGCACCAGGGUCAAUUCGCCGCAACCGUCAAAUCAGCCUGGUUGGACUGGCUGGGCUAUUUCUUCCUUUACCAACAAGCUGGGCUCUGCCACCGGAGAAAUACAGCCCAACGGCACUGGAACACAGACUCCUACAGAUCGUGGCGCAGCUAGAUCACCCGCAAACGGCGUGACCCCUUAUCCUCCGCCCGUACUCAAACCGACCGCAUCCGCCCCUGCUGUUCCAAAGGUGUCGUCCAACCUUCGAAGCCAACCAACCACACCGGCUGCCGUGGUCGAAGACGAAGACUUUGGCGACGGAUGGGGCGGCAUGGACGACGAUCCUGCAGAUGCAUUUGCUGAACCCGCACCGUUAACCACAAGUCAUUCCUCGAAACCCAGUGUGGCCAGUGUCGCAUACGAUGAUGGUGGUGAGCCUGACUUUGAAGGUUGGCUCAAUGCACAAGCACAAGCGAAAGCAGCAUCGAAGCGACCGUUACCUAAAGGCCUGACCAAGAAGUCAACUGGUCCACCGCUGAGGACUACCUCGACAAAACCGAUCUUAAACAAGCCUGCGCCUAAGGCUGUAGUACAAAAGCAGCCGAAGCCUGAGGAAGAUGAGGACGAUUGGAACGCGUGGGGUGAUUGA